AUGAAAAUCAUUCAUCAAAAUGGUUAUACAGUGGAGGAACUGGCUUUGUAUCGUUUAACGGUAUACAAGAACCUGAUGGAUUGCGUCAAGUCGCUCAUCGGAGCCUACCACCAGUUCAAUCUCGAACCAACAAGCCAGAAGGUCCGAGAUUAUAUCCAGUAUCUUUCCGAUUACAACAUCGACCCAGAUCCGAACACGGCGUUAGAGCCUAAGGUCGGAGAUGCGAUAACCUAUAUAUGGAGCGACCCGUGUACCUCGGUAGCUCUGGAACAUCAAAACGAGUUCUAUCUGAUGGACUCCGCGCCAUAG
Molecule: messenger RNA, 309 nt
Organism: Aspergillus melleus
Lineage: Eukaryota; Fungi; Ascomycota; Eurotiomycetes; Eurotiales; Aspergillaceae
Product: G protein alpha subunit
Exons: 1
Coding region: 1-309 (102 amino acids)
Biological process (GO): adenylate cyclase-activating G protein-coupled receptor signaling pathway
Cellular component (GO): heterotrimeric G-protein complex
Molecular function (GO): GTPase activity; G protein-coupled receptor binding; guanyl nucleotide binding
Source: RefSeq, a predicted model, not a curated record